This is a messenger RNA of Adelges cooleyi (spruce gall adelgid), 1766 nucleotides long. Its product is annotated as tRNA (guanine(37)-N1)-methyltransferase. Bases 197 to 1456 code for a protein of 419 amino acids. Gene Ontology annotation, molecular function: FMN adenylyltransferase activity. The record is from RefSeq and is a predicted model, not a curated record. Gene Ontology annotation, cellular component: cytoplasm; mitochondrial matrix. Lineage: Eukaryota; Metazoa; Arthropoda; Insecta; Hemiptera; Adelgidae. Gene Ontology annotation, biological process: tRNA N1-guanine methylation; FAD biosynthetic process; mitochondrial tRNA methylation. The transcript is spliced from 2 exons.
GUGCCGCCGAUAGAACGCAUUACUCAAGACUCAUUAGUCAUCUCUUAUCGUCGCGAACUACUUUUUAAUAUUUAUUAAACUGUGACUUAUCUGUUAACUGAAAAUUAUAACUCUUCGUCCUGUACAGUUGAAUCGAGUACGAUUUUAUUAUUUAACCCUUAUAUUGGGAUCCGCCACCUAAACGUAUGCGAUCAACAUGAACGUUCUGUUGCCACCAACAGUCGUACGAGGUAUGAAAAUAUUUGAUAUAAAUAAGUUUACCAAACUCAUCAGUGUACCCGCCAUAGAAGUAGACACGCAAAACAUUGCCAGCGCUAGUAAAAUCCUAAAAAAUCAGCUGUUAAAAUUUACUAAUUUCAAAUCGAUCCGUGACAGCGGUUCCAACAACUACAAACGGGUAUUCCUUCUGAACCCGCUCAAAGUGCGCUCAUUCGAUGACCUCAAUCUGCCUUUCGCGUCGCCAGAACACUUUAGCCAUACGGAUGUGAAAUUAACCUACGACAAUUGGAAACACGAUGAAAUACUUAGGGCAAUCCUUCCCGAAUCAUCAAUGUUGACAAGUUAUUCAGCAAUUGGAUCGAUCGUUCACGUCAACCUCAAACCCGAAUUAUUAGAAUAUAAAAAUGUAAUCGGACAAGUGCUCAAAGACAAAAUCAAAGGAUGCAAAAGUGUUGUCAAUAAAACUGAUAACAUCAACAAUAUAUUUAGGAAUUUUGAAUUUGAAGUUCUAAGCGGUUCUAGCGACUUGCAAACAUCGUUUAAAGAAAAUAAGUGUAUUUUCGAGUUAGAUUUUUCGGAAGUCUAUUGGAACCCAAGGUUAUGUACGGAACAUGAGAGAAUUUUAGAAAAACUCAACGCCGGAGACCUUCUUUAUGACGUUUUUGCCGGAAUCGGACCGUUUUCUAUACCCGCCUCAAAAAGAGGAUGUACGGUGUUGGCUAAUGAUCUAAAUCCCAACUGCUGUAAAUGGUUGAAUGUCAACAAGAAGCUAAAUCGCAUUAAAGAUGAUCGAUUGACAAUAAUCAACAAAGACGGAAGCCGAUUCAUAAUAGAAGAUCUAAAAGCGCAUUUAAUUUUGUAUUCAAAAACGUUAACUAAUGACAACGAUAACAAAGUACAUGUUACAAUGAACCUCCCCGCAAUUGGUAUAGAGUUUGUGAAAUAUUUUAAUAAUUUAUUUGAAUGGGAUGAAAUAUCAGAUAGUUUUCUUCCUAUUUUACACAUUUAUACCUUUGUGAAAACUAACGAAAGUUAUGAAACUGGUCUACAUCUAGUCAUGGCUGAACACAACAUAAAAGAAGAAGAUGCUCAAGAAAUUAUUCGAGUCAGAAAUGUCGCGCCCAACAAAGAAAUGAUCCGAAUAACAUUACAAACCACCAAAGAGAUGUUGUGCAAAAGUAGUGUUAAAAGAAAAACCGAAGAACAGGAAAACGAAAAUCCAAAAAAAACAAAAUAACAAUAAUUUUUUGUAAACUUUUUACCAUGUUAUGCUAUAACAAAAAAUUGACUAUCCUUAUAAAAAAAGUUUUAUUUAUUUUUUAGUUAUUUUCUUUUCUUAUUAGACUUUUUUACCACAAAAAAAAAAAAAAUAUUUAUAUUUAUGCAUUUGGACUUUUAAAAAAACAUAUGUAACCGAAAAAUAUCAAACUAUGACAUACAAUCAAACGUAUUGUAGUGGCUUAUUUUAGUGGAAUUUAUUUCUAAUUUUGUGACUACAAUAAAUUAAGCAACCAUAACUGAUAAUUAUUAAUAAAAGUAAUUGUUUU